Molecule: messenger RNA, 1632 nt
Organism: Penicillium manginii
Lineage: Eukaryota; Fungi; Ascomycota; Eurotiomycetes; Eurotiales; Aspergillaceae
Product: Zn(II)2Cys6 transcription factor domain-containing protein
Exons: 1
Coding region: 1-1632 (543 amino acids)
Biological process (GO): regulation of DNA-templated transcription
Molecular function (GO): zinc ion binding; DNA-binding transcription factor activity, RNA polymerase II-specific
Source: RefSeq, a predicted model, not a curated record
AUGACAUCAGUAUCGGAAAAUAUAGACAUACAGAGCUGCAAGAAGCAGCGAAGAUACCGUACGAGCAGACCGAAGGUGCGGUCGGGAUGUGUGGUAUGCAAGAGCCGACACAAGAAAUGCGACGAACAGCGCCCAUUCUGCUCGAUGUGUACCAGCAGUGGUCGCCAAUGCGAAUAUCGCGAAACUCCCGACCGCCGAACUCGAGCCUCGCGCCUUGUCCCUAUUUUUUGUGAUGAUUCGCACACAAUGAGUCUCUUACAAGUCAACGGGUCUCCUGCCCCGUCUUGCCCGCUCGUGCCUGGAGGACUCAUGGAUUUGACGUCCGAGGAACUGUGGUAUCUGACUUAUUUUCGAAAGGUCACAUCCUUGCAGUGCUCAGCGUAUUUUUUUGACGAGUUCUGGGAAAGACUCGUCCAUCAAGCGAGUGAAAUCCAGCCCGCGGUCCGUCACGCCGCCAUCGGUAUGGGCGCUCUCAAUUGGCAAUUCACACAGCUUCGCAUCGGUACGAAUUCAGGGUCUCUUGAUCGACAAUUUUCUCUCCAGCAAUGCAAUAAGGCAAUCAAUCAUCUCCAAAAGAACCUAGCCGAUGAUCAGAUGGGUCGAGCCAAAGUGGAGACCGCUCUGGUGACCUGUUUGGUGCUGGUGUGUGUGAUCCUUUUUCAGGAGGAACCCGAAGCUGCUGGUCGACAUCUGCGAGCGGGCAAAGGCCUUUUAACGCAGUAUUUAUGCGAAAACCCCUACCCAACCUCAGUUAGUACAGCUUUGAAACAAACCUUCGCGGCGACUCAACUAGUCUAUACAACUUUCGCCAACAAAAUCCCAGAAAAGGAAGAUCUAGAAUCCCCGUGGCUUGUCCCUGACAAACCAUCAAAUAACAAAGACAAUCUUCAGAAAUUACAUGAUUUAUUGGUAACCCUAGCCCGAAUGAUCAUGCAGAAUGACUCUCGCGGGUUCAGAGUGAUAUCAUCCGACCCGGAUCUCGAUUUGGAGCCAUUUGCAGUCAUGACAAAAUUGCGAGGAUGGAGCACCCAGCUCAAAGCGACACUCGCUGUUCAUAAAGACCUCAUGGGGCAAAAAGAUGUAGACGCAUUGACCCUUCUUGAGCUGUGGGGUGAGGUUCUUGCCAUAUUGAUCGCAGUGAAUACGCGUGUUCAGCCACUGCAAAUGAAAUACGACAGCCUAUUACUCCACUUUAAAAAGGUGGUUUACUUAGCAGAGAUUCUAUUGGCACAUACCGGCCAAGGCUCGAAGCCAACGUUUCCAGUCAAGACUGGGAUAGUCCCUGCUCUCUUCUUCUGUGUUUUCAAAUGUCGGGACUGGCUAGUUCGCCAACAAGCACUUGACUUACUACACAAAUGGCAAUUUCUAGACGGAGACUCUUCAGUAUCCCCGAUGGUUCUUGUAUUGCAACGCACCAUCGAGAUCGAGAUGCAAGGUCUCACGCCUGAAGAUGUGGUCCCGGAAUCUUCACGUGUAGAAUCCAUCAUUGUCGAGACACCUCCUAAAAAGUCCGAUCUGCACUUUUUGUAUCGGCUGUCUCGAUAUACCGACGCGAACUUAAACAUCGACCAACCAUGGCGUGAAGAGUGGGUUGUGUAUGCGCUCGAUCAACCGAAGAUCAUGCGUCAUUGA